This is a messenger RNA of Rosa rugosa (rugosa rose), 1943 nucleotides long. RefSeq names its product probable WRKY transcription factor 3. Gene Ontology annotation, biological process: regulation of DNA-templated transcription. The transcript has 4 exons. The record is from RefSeq and is a predicted model, not a curated record. Bases 130 to 1671 code for a protein of 513 amino acids. Gene Ontology annotation, molecular function: DNA-binding transcription factor activity; sequence-specific DNA binding. Lineage: Eukaryota; Viridiplantae; Streptophyta; Magnoliopsida; Rosales; Rosaceae.
AGCAGAGCAAAAAAUCAGAGAGAGCUUUUUCGUAUCUAUCUCUGCGGCGUGGACUUUUUGGCUUGAAUUUCAGAUCCACCCAAACCCCAAAAAACAAAAAGGGAGAGGGAGAGUUGGUUGUUGAUCAAAAUGGCUGGAAACGAAGAAGAACACCGGCAGCCGCCGCCGCCGUCGCCUCGUCCUCCGCAUCCUUCGCGUCCCACGAUUACUCUGCCGCCGCGGACUUGUUUUGAGACGAUGUUUAACAACAACUCCGGAACCGGCGGGAAUACUGGGGCGGGCUUGGGGUUCAGUCCGGGGCCGAUGACUCUGGUUUCGAGCUUCUUCUCUGAUGGGGAAGACUGCAAGUCGUUUUCUCAGCUGCUGGCUGGAGCCAUGCUGUCUCCGGCGGACAGGGCGGGGUUUCCGCCGCUUGAAGACAGGAAUUCCGGGGAUGACAGCAGUGAUUUCCGGUUCCAGAAUGGACCGGCGGGGAUGUCGAUUGGACCGCCGUCGCCGAUGUUUCCGGCUGGUUUCCUCGACUCGCCGGGAGGACUAUUCUCACCCGGACAGGGAGCCUUUGGAAUGACGCACCAGCAGGCACUAGCUCAAGUGACAGCUCAGGCUUCACAAUCCCAAUCCUACACUUUUCAUAUCCCAAAUGAACACUCUACGUCUAUGACACAGCUUCCGAUCUUUACUUCCAGUACAACACCACCCCAGGAGAUGCCAUCUGAAAUACCCGAUUCUGGGGUCACUCUGAAAGAAUCGUCUGAUAUCUCACAUUCGGAACAGAGAUCCCAACCAUCUUCAUUGACUGUCGACAAGCCUAAUGAUGACGGUUACAAUUGGCGGAAAUAUGGGCAGAAGCAGGUGAAGGGGAGUGAGUUUCCUAGAAGUUAUUACAAAUGCACGCAUCCCAGUUGUCCAGUCAAGAAAAAGGUUGAACGCUCGGUUGAUGGCCAGAUAACUGAAAUCAUUUACAAGGGUGAGCAUAACCAUCAGCGUCCUCAAUCUAAGCGCCCAAAGGAUUCUGGAAAUCAAAAUGGAAAUGUUCAGGUGAAUCAUGACUUAGCUUCCCAAGUUCAUGGUGAGAACUUGAACAAAUCAAAAGAAGGGACUUAUUCAAUGUCUAAGCAGGGUCAGGAAUCUAGCCAAGCAAUAUCUGGGACAAGUGACAGUGAGGAAGUUGGAGAUGCUGAAACAAAAGUAGAAGAAAAAGAUGAAGAUGAACCUGCUGCCAAGAGACGAAAUAUGGAGGUCAGGCAUUCAGAGCCAGCUUCUUCUCAUCGGACUGUGACAGAGCCUAGAAUCAUAGUGCAGACAACCAGUGAAGUUGAUCUGUUAGAUGAUGGCUACCGGUGGCGAAAGUAUGGGCAGAAAGUUGUCAAAGGCAAUCCUUAUCCAAGGAGCUAUUAUAAAUGCACAUUCCAGGGAUGCAAUGUACGUAAGCACGUAGAGAGAGCAGCAACAGAUCCUAAAGCCGUCAUAACAACAUAUGAGGGCAAACAUAAUCAUGAUGUACCUGCUUCUAAAUCUGGCAGCCACUACGCAGCCAACAACAAUGCAUCAAAUCUAAGAUCAGGCAACCCGGGAACUGAAAAGCAUGCCUCAGUUAGCAAGAUGGAUCCUCGAAACAAUGACCAACAGCCUGUAGCGCGUCUACGUUUAAAAGAAGAACAAAUAACAUAGUUCUGUGUGUUUCAGUCAACCAAAUUUGAUAUUUCCACGAUCAAGUGAAAUCUCUCAAGUGAUUUUGUCUGAAUCUGUUUUUCACUUGUGGCCGUAGUUUUGAUCAAGGCUAAGUACCCCAAUGCUGAUGUAUAAAGAGAAGGGGUAAUACAAAAGAAAGGAAGAAGUCUGGUUCAAAUGUAAACUAGCUUACAAGCAUACUGUAUUGAGAUUCAUAACUUAUGGUCUUAUGUGCAUUCUUUUGUAUAUGGAAAUGCAGUAAUGUUGUUUUA